Molecule: messenger RNA, 1541 nt
Organism: Aspergillus aculeatus ATCC 16872
Lineage: Eukaryota; Fungi; Ascomycota; Eurotiomycetes; Eurotiales; Aspergillaceae
Product: GNAT family N-acetyltransferase
Exons: 3
Coding region: 397-1113 (238 amino acids)
Molecular function (GO): acyltransferase activity, transferring groups other than amino-acyl groups
Source: RefSeq, a predicted model, not a curated record
GUCGGCCUCUGCCGUCAUUCUGCCUUCCCCAUACAUCUAUCUAUCUAUCUAUCUUCCUAUCUUCCUAUCUUCCCUCCCUCUUCAUUGGGUUCAUAUUCAAUUGGUCUUUCUUUAUUUCCCAUCUUGCAAAGAUUCGAAUAACUUCUCAUCUCAACGGUGCACCACAAAUCUUUCGAGUUCAGGUCACAUGAUCCCAUCGGACGAGCGCCCAUUGUUAUACCGAGUUAGGUAGUUAGUUGGUUGUAUGCAGACUUUCUACUGCGCUGCAGGUGCUGAGUCAAAUCUAUCCGUUCUCUCGCUCAUUCAUUGAAUCAUCAUCGCCUCGCCUCUGCCCACCCCCAACAUAAGCUUACCUGUACUCUACGUUGCUGCAGCUGUAGAGGACCCAACGCCAACAUGGCUAUUGAAGUUGUCCCCCUCACAGAGGCCGACAUCCCCGACGCCAUCGAGAUCAUCCAAUCGGCCUUCGCAGAGGACCCAUAUUUCAAGUGGGUGUUCGAUGCUGCCAAUUUCAAUAAAGAACGAAAUCAUGACUCUCUCGCUGUUCGAUGUCGUUGGGGCAUCAACAACGCCAUCUUUCAAGUUGCCAAGGAGACACCGGAUGACGACACGGGCGAUGCGACCGGCGACCGAAUGGCCACCUCGCGCGUCGUGGGUGUCUCCUGCUGGCUCCCGCCCCAAUCACCCUCCGAGCCCGAGAGCUGGUAUACCUGGUCGCAAGGGUGGUUGCUCACUGCUCGCCAGGCAUUGAACAACCUGCGCCAUUGGGGCCGCGGGGGCCUGCGCACGAAUCGCUAUUGGAUCUGGAAGGCCCGUCAGCAUGAGGCCCAGAGCCAGAUCUGGGAUGACCCCAAGGGGUAUUAUUUCUGUAAUAUCGUGGCCGUCCGACCGGGCACGCAGGGGAAAGGUAUUGGUCGGAAGCUCUUCGAGGCUGUGACGAAUAAGGCGGACCAGGAGGGGGUCAAAUGCUACCUGGAGAGCUCGCGGAAUGAGCCCAACGUUCAAAUCUACGAGAAGAUGGGGUUUGAGAUGAAGAAGGAGAUGGAGUGUAGGGAUGGGGAGGAUGUGUGCAUGCUCUAUUGUAUGGUGCGCAAGCCGAGGUCGAAAUAUUAGUAUUGAAGAAGAAAAGCGACGACGGAAAGGAGGCGGAGUCGAAUUCCACCCACACCCACGGCGUUUGCUUAUCUGACACUCGAUGGCGCAGCGCGAAUCGUCUUAUGUACAGUACUAAACGCUACUAGAUUACUAUGGAUGGAACCACUGCCUACUAAUCAACGAACCCAUGUUCUUGUUCAACUGAGACAUGAGCGUGGCUUUGCGACCGCCAAAGUUGUUGGUCUGACUCAAGAAACUCAACUCAACUUGGUCUACUGCCAGGCUUCCGGCUGAGACUGCAUGAACCGGGAUCGUCCCAACUCCUUCUUUCUAUUCCAUGUGAAUUCGUUUCGAUGGGGCAAGCCCCCCUUGUUGGGGUUCUUAGUGAAAACGGCGAGUCGUUUGGUCGGAGAGCCACUGACGAAACCGAAACCUGGGGUAGUUAC